UUCACGUCGGACCAUUCUCUCAGGUAUGUAAUAUGUAUAGAGGGAUUUAAAUUAAAGAUUAAACCGGCCACCACUUGCUUCCAACCCAACUCUCAAACUUGAUGGCUUCAAUCAUGCUGACGCCAAAAUGGGUGGCUCUGCAUUGUCUUCUUCUGUUAGUUUUAUCAGCAAACGUAGCAUUUUGUGGGGAGCCAGUCUAGCACUGGCCUGGCUUUGACGGUGAACUUCCCUUCAACCUCCAAACUGGAUACAUCAGUGUGAAUGAUUCUGAGCUAUUCUACUACUUCAUUGAGUCCCAAGGAGAUCCUGCGACCGAUCCUCUCUUUUUUUGGUUCGAAGGGGGCCCUGGUUGCUCUUCCUUCCAUGGACUUAUUUAUGAAAUUGGUCCUAUGGAGUUUGAUAUUCACAGUUACAAUGGAGGAUUACCAAGAUUACUCUAUUACCCAUAUACUUGGACAAAGUAUUUUUGCUGAAUGGGAUAUCAAAUGCGGGAACAGAGUCAUAGUACAAUUCAGACUCGUAUCAAAUGCACAAGAGAAAGGAAGAGAAUGGAGAAAUAUUCACACUGAGGAAGGGAAGGAGUUGUCUCUCUUAUGUACACUAAGGACGUGCAUGAGGGAGGAAAAUCGGGAGAGACAGUCCGUGUUUCUGGUUCCCUACUUUCUGGCUUUCUAUGGCAUAACAAGAAAAAAAGGAAAUAUUACACAUAUGGCCACAGUUUUUAGUACGCACAAAGACCCAAACUUUCUCAAUAUUUUGAUAUAAGCCCCCACUCUAAUUUGGCUUAGAUUGGCCUGAUCCACCAGGGGUAGACAAUCCAACACAAUGUUAUAAUUAUGUUAAUUUGGUUAUGGUAUUGAUAUUAUUUCAGACAGCUAGUUUUGUGUACGUGGAUUCACCAGUUGGUACUGGCUUUUCUUAUUCAAUAUCUUUGGAUUGGUCAACUUCUGAUACUAAAUCUAUAGAAGAAGCUUCUCAAUUUGUGAGAAAGUGGUUAAUAAAACACUCACAAUAUCUCAACCUGCGAUUGUUCAUUGGAGGUGAUUCUUACUCUGGCCUCAUUGUUCCUAAAAUUACCAAGAGACUUAUUGAAGAUAAUGAUGCGCACGUGGAGCCACACUUGAAUGUCACGGGUUAUUUGGUCGGAAGCCCUACCACAGAUCAGCAUAUCAACGUGAAUUCAAGAGUCAUCUUAGCUCAUCGAUUGGCUCUCGUAUCAGACCAACUCUACGAGGAAUUGAAAAUAAGUUGCAAGCAGAACUUUGUUGACGUGGAUCCAUCCAACACGGCUUGUCUUACUGCUCUCUCCAAAUACGAAAAAAACAUAGAAGGAAUAUUGACUAUUGACCCAUUGGAACCAAAUUGUGCAUUUGCAUCUCCAAGACCAGAACUACCACUAAGUGUUAGAAAAUCGCUUGUAGAUCAAAGUAGUGAUGAACAACAAUUUCUGCUUUCGCCACCAAAAGUUCCCUCAGAUCUUCGGUGUCGGGCUUUUAACUACGCAUUAGCUUACAAUUGGGCAAAUGAUCCUGGUGUCCAAGAAGCCUUGCACGUUAGAAAGGGUACAGUAAAGUACUGGUCACAUUGCAACCAAACAAUCUCAUACACAAAAGAUAUCCAAAGUGUUAUUGACGUCCACAUGUGGCUCAGUCAGAGGCCCUUGGAAGUUCUCCUCGAUGUUGGAGACCAUGACUUGGUGGUGCCAAUCGUGGCAGCACAAACAUGGCUUAAGAUUCUAAACUUGACUGUCUCUUAUAAAUGGCGACCUUGGUACGUGGAUGGUCAAGUUGCAGGAUAUACCAAAAAGUUCGAUCAGGAGGCGUAUGGAUAUCGAUUAACAUAUGCAAUAGUAAAGCGUGGUGGUCACACAGCUCCAGAAUUUUACCGUAGAGAAUGUUACGAGAUGUUUCAAAGGUGGCUCCAUUUCUAUCCGUUGUAAUGUAAUUCAAUGAUUAAGAAUUCAGAUUCUGUUUUUAAUUAAGAAUUUAGAUUUUGUAUAAUUUCGUACAACCCAUCUUGUCGUCACUGUUCUAUGCUAAUAAUGUAUGUAUUAUUGUUUCUA
Prosopis cineraria is the source of this 2062-nucleotide messenger RNA. RefSeq names its product serine carboxypeptidase-like 18. The transcript is spliced from 15 exons. Bases 851 to 1939 code for a protein of 362 amino acids. Gene Ontology annotation, molecular function: acyltransferase activity, transferring groups other than amino-acyl groups; serine-type carboxypeptidase activity. Lineage: Eukaryota; Viridiplantae; Streptophyta; Magnoliopsida; Fabales; Fabaceae. The record is from RefSeq and is a predicted model, not a curated record. Gene Ontology annotation, biological process: proteolysis; secondary metabolic process.